Didymodactylos carnosus is the source of this 289-nucleotide messenger RNA. The record is from the annotation of a GenBank genome assembly. Lineage: Eukaryota; Metazoa; Rotifera; Eurotatoria; Philodinida; Philodinidae.
AGCUAAUAUUUAAAGCCUUCUGAGAAGAUUUAGCAAGGGGGAAACUGCGGACUUUAGACUUGAGCGGACUUUGGAAAGUCCACAAUCUCCACAAUCUCAAGGAUGUGUUGAAAGAGCGAAUGUAGUUAAAGAGAACAAUAUUUUAGACGAAGACGAUUGGCCGGGUAAUGUAGAGGAAAUUUAUGAAACUCCAGCUGAGAAAGCCCCUUUUGACUUGCUUGAUUUGGGCGAUGAAUUAGAUACUCCGGGUGUCCUGCCGGUACAUAAAACGAAAUUUAGCCAAGUAUAG